AAGAGUUAAUUUUAAUACGAAUGUGCAAGAAUUAGAGCGUAUGUUCUGGGGAUUAAAGAUCAGCUAUUAUAAAUAGUCAAUCUAUAAGCCAGCAGCUCGGGCUGCACUUUGACCUUAUCUUUAUAUGUAACAGGAGAGAGCCGCCCUCAGCCCAGAGCGGGGCACGGCGCGGGCAGAGCGGCCGGGCGGGCACGGGCACAGAUGGAUACGCUCUAUGGCCGGAACAAGGAGGAGCACCCAGAGCCCAUAAAAGCUGAGGUGCAGGGGCAGCUGCCCACAUGGUUGCAAGGGAUCCUGCUCCGAAAUGGCCCAGGGAUGCACACCAUAGGGGACAGCAAGUACAACCACUGGUUUGAUGGCCUGGCUCUGCUGCACAGCUUUACAUUUAAAAAUGGUGAAGUUUACUACAGAAGUAAAUUUCUCCGAAGUGACACGUACAACUGUAACAUAGAAGCAAACAGAAUCGUGGUGUCUGAGUUUGGGACUAUGGCUUAUCCAGAUCCGUGCAAAAACAUAUUUGCCAAGGCAUUCUCCUAUUUGUCUCACACCAUUCCUGAGUUCACAGACAACUGUCUGAUCAACCUUAUGAAAGCUGGGGAUGAUUUUUAUGCUACUGGUGAGACUAACUUCAUCAGGAAAAUUAAUCCACAGACUCUGGAGACAUUGGAGAAGGUUGACUACAGCAAAUAUAUAUCUGUAAAUCUGGCAACUUCUCACCCACACUAUGACAGUGCUGGAAAUGUUCUCAACAUGGGCACUUCAAUAGUUGAUAAAGGGAAGACAAAAUACCUUCUGUUUAAGAUUCCUGCCUCUGUACCAGAACAAGGAAAGAAGAAAUCUUGUUUCAAGCAGCUGGAAGUGGUUUGCUCCAUCCCUUCUCACUCUCUGCUCCACCCCAGCUACUACCACAGCUUUGGAAUCACAGAGAACUACAUUGUCUUCAUAGAGCAGCCCUUCAAACUGGAUAUUCUCAAAAUGGCAACUGCUUACAUGCGAGGUGUCACCUGGGCUUCCUGCCUUGCCUUUAAUAAGGAUGAUAAGACUUGGUUUCACUUUAUAGACAGGAGGACUAAAAAAGAAGUGCCCACCAAGUUUUACACUGAUGCUCUGGUGUUUUUUCAUCAUGUAAAUGCUUAUGAAGAGGAUGGCCACAUUGUUUUUGAUAUUAUUGCCUACACAGACAAUAGCUUAUAUGACAUGUUUUAUUUAAAAAACCUGAAUAGAGACUUUGAAAAGAACGCCAAACUUACCUCCAUACCAACCUGCAGAAGAUUUGUGGUUCCUCUUCAGUAUGACAAGGAUGCUCUAGUGGGCUCUAAUUUAGUCACACUUUCCUCUACUGCAACUGCUGUAAAGGAGAAAGAUGGAAGCAUCUAUUGCCAACCUGAAAUACUAUGUGAAGGGAUAGAACUGCCUCGCAUCAACUAUGACUACAAUGGCAAAAAAUACAAGUAUGUCUUUGCAACACAAGUCCAGUGGAGUCCAGUUCCUACAGAGAUUGCAAAAUUUAAUACCCAGACAAAGGAAAUGGUCCACUGGAGAGAGGAUGACUGCUGGCCAUCCGAGCCUGUUUUUGUUCCCAACCCUGAUGGAAAAGAAGAGGACGAUGGUGUUGUUCUGACCUGUGUUGUGAAGUCUGAUCCAAAGGAUCCACCCUUCCUACUUAUCUUGGAUGCUAAAACUUUCACAGAGCUGGGUCGAGCCAUAGUAAAUGUGGACAUGCAUAUGGACCUGCAUGGAAUAUUUAUACCACAGCAAGACAUGAAAACUGAGACUGAGUAAAAUCUGUUUGUUGCAUUGCACUACUGAAUGUGGGAUAAUAUCCUUCAGGAACAGCCUUCUCUUACGAUAAGAAAUGACUAAUUAUAACCUCCUCAAUAUCUACAUAUAGUCUCUUAAAAGAGACAGAAAUUACUUUAUUACAAAUCAUUGUGUGCACAACUGGUAUAUCACUAUUCCAAAAGAAGAAUUAUCAAUAUGAAGUGCUAAUGUUGAAUACAGCUUGUGGGGCAAGGGCAAGAAAUGUUUUAUUUGAGUAGAGCAAAGCUUUCUGAGCAAAAGAAGUACUGUAUUCGUAGGGUGACGCAGGGCAUGAGUUACACAUGUCUGCAGGUCAUGUAACUUCCAUGGGCUUUUGCAAGACUGCAGCUGACAAUGAAAGUUGUCUCCUGCCAGAAAACCUCAUGUUAAACUGGUGAUACCAUUGGUAUCAUGGUGAUACCAUGAUACCAAUAAUUCAUGGCAAUAUAUUCUCUUGGUGCUUGAUUUCUUAAACUCUACCAUAACCAAAGUAUUAUGCUGAGGUGCUAUAUUUUUCUUAUCCAGGACCUAACCCUUCCCCCAGUGUAUUUUUCACUUUUACGUUGACAAAACCAAGUAACUUUAUUGAAAAAGUGUACAUGGUUAUAUGCAGCAUUCAAUCAUACUUUAGUGACAUUCAAUCUUAAGCAGUUUGUAUUUAAAUCAGUUUUCCUUGGGCAGAAUAUCUGCCAUUGCAUUUCAUGUAAUUAGAUGAUUAUAUUGUGUAAAAGAGAAGAAGAAGAAUUGUAGUCUUUGCUACUGCCACUAGUCUCUGUUAAUAGCAGUAUGUAUGUGAAUGAGGGCAGUGUAUUUGUAGCAGAACUCAGACACACAUGCACAACAAACAGUUUAGGAAAGAGUGAAAGAUCUAAUUUAGGCCUCAUCUGAACCCACAGUAGCUGAAACUAGAAGCUGUUAUUGUCAUUACUAAGCAUUUGCUUUAUGUGUGCUUAGGAGUAUCCAUGUUCUCACAUGUGUUGAUCCUUGCCUGUACCAGAUGCUUCCUAAUAAAAUUGCACAACUUUCACUUACAGCUACAAUUAAAAUGAACAUUUCAACAUAAAGUUCAAGCGCCAAGCACAGUGUGAUGGGUUCUGUUACAGAAAUGGCAUUUUUUACCCCCCUGAUUGUAUUCCUAAUACUGACUUUUCUUUAAGUGCAAGCUUUUUUUGCUUUGAAUUUUAUUUUCUCAUUGUAGAUAUCUUUGCUGUUGGAGCAUCUUUACUGAUAGAGAAAACCAGGUGCACAUCCAUCCAUUUCGGGUGUCCAUCUGGUCUGUCUGUAUCACCACACAGCUCAGGUACCUCUCACUUUGGCACACACAUCCCUUCAGUGCCUCAGCUGCUCACAGUGUUUCAUAGGAAGGAAACAGAAUGAAAUUAUUUUCAUUUUCUACCUCCCUACCACAUGAGAAUCUGUGCUUGGUGACCUGUUCGGGAUUCCCUAAGGUGUUUGUAGCAGAGCAGGAACUGAACCAACAUCAUCCACAGUUCCUGUCUGCUCUGUAACAACCAGACCUCUGCUUAAGUCUUUGCACUUUGUUAGGAUAAAGAUAUGCAGGCUAUUUUUAAUGUAAAAAAAAAAAAUAAAUCUAACACUGUGGUCAGAUCUAGUUAAAAUAUGCAGGUUUGAAUGUUCAAAUGCUUACACAUUCCUUAAAAUGGAAAUAAAUGUUUCAGUAAGGUGUAUCUGCAGAAAUAGUCACUUUUAGUGUUUUCAAGGCCUAUUACCAUUAGUAUUUAAUAGAAAUUUAUCUUCUAAAGAAGAAAUUUAGUUCAAUUUUUGUAAAUAAUAUGGAACCAGUACUGGAAGAGAAGAUUGACUUGUGAUAUUGGCAAAAGACAUCAGCUCUGGAAUUGUUUCUUUUCAUAUGAAAAAGUUUAGAUUUAACAAAGGUCACAAAUACAUUUCUAGAAUUACAAGGUGGCAAUGCAUCAAAAGUCUAACCAUUGUUACAGAUUUUCUUCUAAGAGUUUGUCUCUAGAAUUCCUUCUGUAGUACUCACAGGGUUGUUUUGGGAUAAUCAUAGGUUUGGAUAGGAGUUAGUUCACUUAUGAGGGGAUAAUUUUUACUGGUAGAGACAACAGGAUAGGGGAUAUACUCAUCAUAAAAACAACCUGUAGUCUCAAAAAGCAAACGUGUUAUUUACAAUCAUGUAGAAAUAAUGCAGAAAAUAAAUGAUAAGAACUUAUCUUGGAUGUGAUUUUUAAAUGAGAUGUACCCUAUUCCCUUGGUCAGUACUUCACAGGAUUUGAUUAGGUUUGUAGUUAAUCUGAGGGAUAAAACAGCGAUGUAAAUCUGCAUUUGUUAAUCCCAGUAUCCUCCUGCAGCAGAGACAAUAGGAAUAAAACCCUACAGCUAAUCACAAAUUUGUUCAAGGAUGUUUUUAGUGGUUGCAAUACCAAUCUGAUGAAACAUUUACCCUGAAUAUGGUAACACACUAUCAUUUCCAGGCUGACAGAAGCAAGGGGAAAUGCUGAUAUGCUUCGCCAAGUGGCUGCAAGGCUCACAGGGGUUUUUUUGAUGUGGUGACGUGGCACGAGGUAAUGAGUGUCAUUUGGUUUGCUUCUGACACCCUUCACUGUGAAUGAAUCUCAAGGGUCAGAAAGGUUUGAUUCUUCUUUUGCACCAAUUUAAGUCAUAAAUUAGCCCAACAAAAUUCAUAGAAUUUUUAUAAUGGCAUAACACAAAUCUAGAUGGAGUGACUGCAAAUAAAAAAAUAAUAAAGACAUGUAUCUCCAUUAAAAGAAAAAUACGUAGUUGAGUGAGAGAAUCAGGCCACGGGUAUGCAUAUAUAUAAUUAAUUACCUCAGAGAUGUACAGAUGGACCUUGAUAGAGUGGUUUGGUUUGUUGUUGUUUUGGUUUGGUGAGUUUUUUGUUUUGUUUUUUUUUUUUUUUUUUUUUUGGUUAAUUCAUUCAUUAAAUGGAACAAAUAACAAGGUAUAACAAUGAAUUUGUUCUUUGGAACUGGGAAUUAUCUGUUACACCAUGUCCCAUUGCCCCAUAUAGGCAGCAGGAGGAAGCAGAAAUAGUGUUUACCAGGACACCUUAAAAACCAGAAAUGCAACAAUGUUUUCCUCUGUACCAAUCUGUGCAGGUGGCAGGAGAACGCACCAGUGUCUUUUCAAAUAACCAGGCCACUCAAUGACAGCUUUCGCAAUAAUUUAAACCACUGCUCCCUUGGGUCUGCAAUUACCUGAGUAUUAAUGACAAGCAAAAUACAUCUUUCCCCUGCAGCUAAGGAGCAGUGUGCUCUCUGCCUUCAUUACCCUCAAAGAGAGCUGAGAAUGUGUCCUCUGGAUCCUCAGCCUACACCUGACAUCCUGGAUAAUUAUACCCAAGCAACAAAAAAGUGGCCUUCUAAUAUUUGUGAGUAUGUACGACAGCAAGUGUUGCAGAGCUGCUGGUGUUUUAUGCACAUUGCUGUGGGUUUAGGCUUUCUGUCCUACAUCCUCUGCUCCUAAAACUCUUGUUCAGAGCUGCACAACAAAGCUGCAGCAUGGUGCUGCCCCUGUGACCCCUCUCCAGUCAGGGAGCACUUCAGCAAGGGUUCAGCUCUAAAGCCUGGCUCCAACAGGGCUGAGCACACUCUUCACCCAGGCUCUGGGUGCAAGGUUUGGACUGCUGGGCGAUGUGUGAGGAUGUCCCAGCUGCAGUCUCCAUCUGCACAACAAAGCAGCAUUGUGUCCAGCUGGGAAAGAACAAGGCAUUCAUUUCCUACGGGGUCGUUUCCAGGUACCCCACUUCAUUUUCCGAGUGGUAAAAUUUGGAGACACCAUCAAACUGAAUGAAUGAUAGAAUUUUGUUACAUUUCAGGAAAUGCAAGUAAUAAAAGUAAUGUGACCCACCACAGCUUUACUAGAUCAGACCCUCUGAAAGUGUUAUUUUCCCAGUGAAGGGAUGGGCAGCAUGACAUACAUCUGAAUGUUCCAGAGGCUGGGAGAUCCCAGUGCUGCUGUGCCUGUCAGCACAGGGAGCACAGGGAGCUGCUGUGCUGGUCCCUCCCAGCACCACCAGCUGGGUGUCUGUUUUAGAGCAGAUCACAGUUUGUGAAACACUUUCACUCAGUGCAAAUAGUUUCACUACUUUAAUGUUGGGUGUUGUUAAGAAAGCAGAUGGAAUCAACUAGUCUCUUAAUGUGCAAAUAAGCAUGAUAAUAAAUGGCCUAAAAUUUA
Molecule: messenger RNA, 5976 nt
Organism: Taeniopygia guttata (zebra finch)
Lineage: Eukaryota; Metazoa; Chordata; Aves; Passeriformes; Estrildidae
Gene: BCO1
Product: beta-carotene oxygenase 1
Biological process (GO): retinal metabolic process; carotene catabolic process
Molecular function (GO): beta-carotene 15,15'-dioxygenase activity; carotenoid dioxygenase activity
Source: RefSeq, a predicted model, not a curated record